Molecule: messenger RNA, 1777 nt
Organism: Punica granatum (pomegranate)
Lineage: Eukaryota; Viridiplantae; Streptophyta; Magnoliopsida; Myrtales; Lythraceae
Source: RefSeq, a predicted model, not a curated record
CUCUCUCUCCUCCCUCCCCCCCCCCCCUCUCCACUGAAAGUCAGAGCGGUUCGCUCCCUCUCUAUCUCUCCCCCUUCCCCCUCGCCUCCCUCUGGAAGCUCGGGAUUUUGUUCUCUCUCUACAGCGGCGAUCCAUCAGUUCUAGCCGUCGUCAGUCUCCGUCGUCGUCGUACACUCUCCGAACCCGGAAGUUUCCAACUUUCACUUCUCUGCUUCAUUCCCCGCUCUCUUUGUUUCGUCGUGUGGGAUUUGUCAUCCUGCUCGAAUUGCUGCCACCAAGUUCCUGUUCUCGCCGCAAAUGAGGGAUGUUGAGGUGGUUGGCAAGGAUAGCGUGGGCGUGCUGGAGUCCGGUCAGGAGAUAUGUCCGUAUGAGCAAGGAUGAUGGCGGGGACGACGACGACGACCUCCCCGGUUCCGCGCUCGGUGACUCCCUCAUCUGGUGGCGGGACCUGGAGAAGCACUCCUACGGCGAGUUCUCCUUCGCGGUGGUCCAGGCUAAUGAGGUGCUCGAGGAUCAGAGCCAGGUCGAGACCGGCUGUGACGCCACUUUCGUCGGUGUCUAUGAUGGACACGGUGGCCCCGAGGCUUCCCGCUUCAUCUGCGACCAUCUCUUUCUCCACCUUAUGAAACAUGCUCAUGAGCAUGGAACCAUAUCCGAAGACAUACUUAGAAGUGCUUUCUCUGCCACCGAAGAAGGAUUUCUUAAGCUAGUUCGUCGGACAUAUGGAAUAAAACCAAUGAUUGCAGCAAUUGGAUCAUGCUGUCUUGCUGGUGUUAUCUGGAGGGGAACAUUAUAUGUUGCAAACUUGGGUGACUCCCGAGCUGUAAUAGGUUCUUUGGGUAAGUCGAAUAAGGUAGUGGCAGAGCAAUUGACAAGAGACCAUAAUGCUAGUAUGGAGGACGUCAGACAAGAACUUAGGUCCUUGCAUCCUGAUGACUCGCAUAUAGUAUUCAUGAAACAUGGAGUAUGGCGUAUCAAAGGAAUCAUUCAGGUAUCAAGAUCCAUAGGGGACGCAUACUUGAAGAAGCCUGAGUUCUCACUGGAUCCUUCAUUUCCACGGUUUCACCUUCCCGAGCCUAUCCGCCGGCCUGUGCUUACAGCAGAACCAUCAGUAUAUUCGAGGGUGUUGAGAUCCCAAGAUAAAUUCAUCAUAUUUGCCUCUGAUGGGCUUUGGGAACACCUCUCGAAUCAGCGAGCUGUUGAGAUUGUGCAUAAUAACCCCCGUGCUGUAUGCUAUCCCUCUGAUAUCUAUGGAAUCGCAAGAAGACUGUUAAAGGCAGCACUAGCCGAAGCGGCGAGAAAGAGGGAGAUGAGAUAUGCAGAUCUUAAGAAGGUCGAGAAAGGGAUCCGCCGUUUCUUCCAUGAUGACAUCACCGUUGUUGUCAUCUUCCUGGACCAUGAAUUGCUUGGAGAGAAGAUGCAGGUGCCUGAGGUCUCGAUUAGAGGUUUCGUCGACACUGUGGAGCCAUCAAACUUCAGUGUCCUUCAAGGGAUGAAUUCAAAUCCGAGGUCCAUCCUUUGACAUUCCUCCCAACUCAUGUAAGGUGAAAGCUUGUCAGACAUGAGUCAGUUCCCUAGUUUGAUUGGGUUCGAUAAAUCUCUAUCAUUAUCUUCCUGAUUCCAUGACUAUCUACAUUCCCCCUGGUUAAACUGGAUUUCUCUUUUACCAUGUAGCCGGAUCAUCCCUCGAGGUUCCGCAGAAUACCUGCGAGAUAACUUUGGCCUUCGUUUUCCUUCAUUCCAAUAAAUCCAUAAAUGGAGUCCAUACUUAGUACGA